This is a messenger RNA of Rhododendron vialii, 5048 nucleotides long. RefSeq lists its product as uncharacterized. NCBI's taxonomy places the organism in Eukaryota, Viridiplantae, Streptophyta, Magnoliopsida, Ericales, Ericaceae. Bases 1326 to 4823 code for a protein of 1165 amino acids. The record is from RefSeq and is a predicted model, not a curated record. The transcript has 4 exons.
AAGGCUCUCGAAUCUCUCCUUCAACAAUCAUUAUAUAUCUGUUCCCUUUUCCAAUGGUGAGAACAGACUCAGCGCUCUCCUAGAUUGGAUCUGGAAAAAUGGUAUGCGAGGAUUAGGGUUUUAGCCGCCGGCGUUUUCUCCCGCCUUAGCCGUCAACGAUAAUAAAGCUUCUAGUCGUCGUCUCGAAUCGCCGCCGCCGUCUCCAAUCGCCGCCGCCGUUAUCGUAUUUGCCCGUCGCCGUCGUCGAUUUGAUCGUUUCUCUGCUAAUUAAUGCGCACGGAUCUACUCUCAUCUCUCUGAUAUUUAUUUAAUCGUUUGAAAGUUUUCGUCAAAUCAUCAGGUGCGGCGGUAUAUUAAUGAAGAGAGAACAGGUAUUGAAAAACCCUAAGAAUGUCUGCCUUUAUACGUUAUUUAUUCGUUGUGUCUUCUUCAUUUAGAGGAGACCAUUUUUAAGCGACACAAAGGCUUUUGGCUGCCAGAUCUUUGAAUUGAGAAGACAUAAAUAUAGGGUUCUCUAUCAAGUCGGAAUGGCGAGGCUCAUUAACGGCGUCAUAAAUGGCACUUCCGUAGAAAUCAAUCAUGUGGUUCUAUUACUGGAUUCAACAGGCGAAGCUAGAAGCUAUAAUGUUGUUGAUGGCAUCUUCUUCCUUGUGCUUUCGUCGAUAGAUGAAUGAACCUUCUUGUUGAUUUGAUUAAGACAAUAAUACUUCCUUCUUGGGCCAGCUUUGGAACCUUUUUCCAGGAUCACCGUUAUUGCAUCCAAGUGGAAUUUUAUACACAAAUACUCUAGUAAAUACGUGCUCUUGGUCCCUCAAUUAUGACGUAAGACAUCCCUAUGGCUUCCUUAUGGGAAUCGGGCAACUGCCCGCAAAUGCCCCGCCCAUGCGUUCGUUUCUGGUUGGGGCUCACUUUCUUCCUUGGUUCAAUUGAGCUCAGUAACGAGGCCAGCCCGGUCAGGGCGGAAUGAUAAAGAUAGAUCUAGAAGGGGACGAUAUUAGGGGGAUCGUGUGAUGGUCCCUUUAAAGGCCACACAUAGUUAAAACUUUAAUGAAAGAUUGACCUAAAUGAACAUUGAAUCAAGUCUUUCUUCAGAUCCAUGAGGACGACUUGUGGCGGGAUUUUUGAUGCAAUAUUGCAUGCUUGUUGAUGGAUGUAGUGUCCUUUACAUGUCUUCACUGCAUCCUUAGGACAGAAGUUGGUUAGCGUAAAGAAUCGUGGCCUUUGGGGUACUAAAUGGGUUCUAGACUCCCUCCUGUACUUGUGCCGGUUUAGUUUCUCCUGGGGUCUUAACUUGCAAGACUUGUGGAAGACCGUCUUUUGAAGGAAUGGGACAUUCAUCUGCAAACAUGCUUGAUACCUGCAAUCUAGAACGUACUAACUUUAUGGAUCCUGAACUGACUUGGAAGACAGUGAAAAAAGGCUUUAGAAGUUCAUCUAGGCGUUCAAGGAAACCUGCCAGGACCUUGAAUGUGGUUGUGCAACAGGUUGAUAAGAGCAGUAAAAGGGGGAAGCCAUCGGUUUCUGAGUCAGAGAAGCUUGGUGUUGCUGUUCUUGGGCGACGUUUUGCUGAGAAAAUAGAGCAUGUUCCAAUUAAGAAAAGGAGACCACUGCUCCAGUCUCCUACAACACCACCUCAAACCCCCUCACCACAUCGUGAAGAGUCUCUAUCAUCUCAGCCUUCCUCUUCUCCACAACCUGAUGAUUUUGAUCAGAAAACAGAGAAUAAAGGUAUUUCAAGUCCAUGGUGGUGUUCAGAUGAUAGUUGUUUCCCUAUGGCAGUGCAGUUGUGUAUGAAGAAUGAUUUUGGGAAUAAUCGAAAGUGUUCCAAGGUAUGUAAUGGAAAGCUUGGUUACACUGAAGACUUCUCAGGUAUUGCACUUCUUGCGGCUGCCGCAUGCAAUAGCAGCACUAGUGAUGAUGCUCAGGAAGAUCAGAAUGGUCCAACAGUAGAUGAUUUCUUGACAUCAGGUCAAAUUGUCUCUUCAAUAUCUGCUACACCUUUGGAGAAAAGUACUACGCCCUCGGAAUCAGACAAUCUGUUUCUGAAAGAGUCUGUAAACGAAGAGAGUAUUGAUGAUUUGGUAGUUCAGGAUAAUUCUGUGGUUUUGGCGCAGAAUUUACUGGAUAAGGGAGAGAGUGCCAGAAAGAGUUCAUCUUCUAAGAAAGAAGUCAGGCUACACUGGGAUCUGAAUACUGUGAUGGAGGCGUGGGAGCUACCCCGCGAUGAUCUAAGCACUGUUUCUCAAAGAAAUGGUUCAGACGAUGCCCCUGAUGUUAUUGUGCAUGGUGAAAAGCCAGAGAAAUUGGAAGGUCGUGUCAAUUAUAGGGAACACUUGCAUGCUCCGGAACAGUUAUAUUAUUCUGCUGCAAGAACUGAUGUUUCUACUCAGUUUGUCAGCAAGGAUAAAUCCCUUGAUACUUGUCUUUUCCCUGGAUCUGAGCCCAUCUCAAACAGGGCUCUUUCUGAGGAAAAGGUAAAUUCAUCUCCUACCAGUGUUAUCAUAUCGAAUAUGGAAGCUUCUAGUGGAAUUUCUGCCAUCUUACUUGGCCAAAAGGUAUUCAUAGAGAAUGUUGCUCCCGGUAUUCACCUUGAUACAACAAUAUCGGGUAAGGUUGUUUGUGAGAGUGACAGCAUUCAAGCCCAAGAAGUUUCUACAAAAGCGGUUGAUUUACCUGGUGAUAGAACCUCUCUAACAGAGUUGGUUAGUUCAGCCACCUGUCAAUUGUCAGUUGUGGGGUAUGCAAGUAAAUCCGGGAAAUCAGGUCUUUCCAAUGCUUCACCUGUUCAUGACAAUUCUUUUGGAUUAGACACCACUUUUAGAGAAGGGCAACCUAUUGUUGCCGUUGAUGUGGAGAGGAAACAAGACAAAGAAGCUCCUACUGCAGAUGCUGUUCCUAUGGAUUCUUCAUUCCAUUGGGAGAUGAAGGAACUCACGCCCAAGUAUUAUGAAUGUUUUGGAAAUGUUGAUUUAGCAGAUGCUAUUGAUGAUGGGAAGGGCUUAGAUGUUUCUAACAGAAGAAAUGGUCCAACUGUCUGUGCUGAGAAGAUGAACCAGAUUGAGGGGGGUUACGAGUCUCCAUUCGAGGAUGGAGAAUUGCGGGAGUCAGACAUAUAUUCCUGUGAGGAGAAUGACGGUGACGGUGAAAUUGAAUGUGUGGACUAUGAUUCUGAUUGCAGAGACAGAGAUGGAUUUAAUGUUGCUAGUCAAUGUACGUCAGAAGUUGGUUCUGAUAGUUAUGUUAAUGGUGACAAUGGAGGUUUUCCAGAUAAAGAAUUGCAAUCUGGAAGAGCUAAUCCUCUUAAGGGAUCAAGCCAUUCGUCGAGUUUGAUGAAGCGUGCUGGGCAGAAUCAUUUUCCUGGAGGUUUUGACUGUUCUACUGAAAGGACUAGUGAAGCAAAUAAUAUUGACACACAAAAGAAAUUUGCUGCUGAAUUGAUGGAAGGACAUGGUGUCGUAGGUUCUUCUGCUGGAGAGGUUGGCUCAAGGGCAAGCAGGUUCAUUUUUUCAUCGAAUUUUGAAGGAACAUCUUGUUCCGAUGCCUUGCAUAGAAGCAAUAAUGUUUAUAUGCAGCGAGGAAGGAAUGACACCUGUUUUCAACCUGGAAGGAUGUUCACUUCUGAAAAGUACUUGGAAAGGGAUAGAUCACUACAGCGUCGAAACCAAGUGGAUUCAAGAAACUAUUAUCAAACUGGCUACUCACAAGGUACUCGGUACCCCAGGCCAAGAAGUAUUGCUAAUUCUGGGGCAAAGAUUGACAGAUUGACCUUUCGUGAUCAGAGACGGUAUACGAAUUAUUCCUCGAAGGAUGAGCAUAGACCCCCAAUUAGACAGAGAUCACCGGCUGACAGUGAUGAUGGUUAUAGUGCAUCUAGGAGAACAGUAGUAGCAAGAGAUACCAUUGACCACAUUAGGAGCAGAGGCAGGGGCAGAAUAUAUGGACAGGGGUUUAGUAGAGUCCCGAGGGAGGAUUAUGAUGGACCUUUGUCUAACAACCCUGCAUCGUUUUCUGUUCGUCCGCCACAUUAUAUUUCUAGGAAGGAACGCAGCUUUUCUCCCAUUCAUGGCAGAGGCGCUAGUUUUUCCGGACCGCAACAGAAUUCUCGAUCGCGAUCGAGAAGCAGAUCGCUUACAUUUCGUGUGCAGAGGGCAAGGAACAUGGUAGGGAGACGCCUGAGUAGAUGUCCAGAAUUCAGGUCUGAUGCCAGGAUGGGGAGAGGAAGGAUGCCCUUUCCGAAGUCCAAUUAUGCCAAAUAUGAUGAAGAUGGUCCCAUGUCCCCAUCAAGUACUCACUUCUCACAGCGUCAUCCCAGAUGGAUCGAUGAUGAAAAUUGUGAGUCCAAUAGUUUUGUGGAGAGAAAAUCACCAGGAAGAUUGAUUGGUGCAAGACAAAAGUUCGAUUUUGGGGGGUUUCGUGGAAGAACAAAGUCAGAUGAGUGUUUUAGACCCAUGACACGGCCUGGAAGGUUUGCUGAUUAUUCUGAUGGAGGUGAUAGGGAACAUAAGUAUAACGGAGGUGACAGGGAGAGGACAAAAUAUCACGACAAAUAUGAUAACAUUGGGAAGAAUCAUGGUCUGAGGCGCUGUAACACCAGUGGAGUGACAAGGCGGUUCCGCAUCGAUGAAAAAGGUUGUUCUAUGUUGCGUAAUAGUCUCAAUGAAGAAAGCUGUAUUAACGUUACUGACAGAAGAGAUAUACAAAGGAGCACCACGGAAGGCCAAAGUCCUUUCAGAUUUAGCAGUGAAAGGAUGUAUGCUUCUGGCCCCAAGAUGUCUAGAAUUUUGUGUGAUUCUAAUGGUGAUGUAUCACCCAGCAGAGGAUGACCGAUGUGGCCUUUGCAAUCAUAGGCUUCUCCUUUUUGCACGGUUUUUACAGUAGAUAGGAUGUCUUACACCUGAUCAGAUCAGAUUCUUUUUGUCCUUUUGGUUGAUAAAUUAUUAUUUUUUGAAUUGUUAAGCUGCCUUAUUCUAGGUCGCAGUGCUUAGUGCUUCUGGAAGUUAUUGUUAACCAUUCUAUUUUCGUUGAGGGAUUCUAAUGGUUUUAUUGUA